AUGGUGCCAUUUGGACAAUUAGCAGCAGCAGCACCGUCACCAUCACUUUUUGAUGGACAUAAUCCGUCGUCAACGCCACUCAAAUUUGCAAGUCUUUCUCUAAAUAUACCCGGUGUAUGGUCAACACCAUCACAUAAUGAAGAUAAAUUAAACCAAGCUUUUCGAGAUCAUCAAUAUGUCAUUUUAAUUUUUUCCGUAAACAGCAGUAAAGCUUUUCAAGGUUUUGCUUUUAUAUCAUGUGAAGCUCGUCAUGAUAGUCAACCUAUAGAUUUGAUUUUACCACCCGGCAAAAGUAAUCGUAAUUUUUCAGAUGAUAUUUAUAUUCGUUGGGAGACUUGUCAAAGUUUACCAUUUUGUAAAACAUUACAUUUGUUAAAUUCAUGGAAUGAGAACAAGCCGAUUAGCAUAAGACGUGAUGGUCAGGAAAUUGAACCACGUUGUGCUGAAGCUUUAUGUCGUUUAUUUCCAUCAGAUCCAACAAUCGACAUAAUAUCAGUAACAACAGAAGUUAAAAACAACAAAAAACAUAAUUCAUCUCGAUCUCAGUCACACUUACCAUUUCCGAUAAAUGUUUCUUCAUCAUCACCAUUGGAAACCUCGCCGGCAUCAUUAUUAAUAAUUAAAGGGCAAACAUUAAAAGAUCGUAAUCAUCGUUCAUUACCAAAUCAUAGACAUCGACCAAUGUCAUCAGAUUUUUCAUCUCGUCAUUCAUCGAAUCGUUAUCGUCAUCGAUCACCUUCAAAUCAUAAUCGAUCAUCACAUUCAGAUCAUGGACGCAAAAAUAGUUCAAAUCGAAAACAUUUACAUCGUAGUAAUGAUGAUGAAGUAUCAUACAACAAUACUUACAAAACGAUAACAGAAAUUACUAGUGAAACAUAUGAAAAAUACAUGACUCAUUUGAUUCUAACUCAUACACAGUAUGCUGGAUAUGGUACAACUAUGUUUCCAGCUGGAGUAAGUUUUUAA
Messenger RNA from Rotaria sp. Silwood1, 966 nucleotides. The record is from the annotation of a GenBank genome assembly. Lineage: Eukaryota; Metazoa; Rotifera; Eurotatoria; Philodinida; Philodinidae.